AUGGACACCUUACUUUCAAGCGCAGCAGUGUUAUUCAGAAACACCAAGCGAUCCUUGUUGUAUGGAUCCAUGGCAGUUUUGACAAUAGGCUUAGAAGAGCUGAUCGAAAGCGUUGUGUUCAACUGCCCGUGUGAAGGACACCUCCCUUAUGGAUUGGCAUUUCUCUGGGCUCCGGCUUUGCUGUUGUUUCUCGCCGGGAUCCUGGUGGACAGAGACUUGUGGAAACUGGGAAGAAUCAAGAAGAAAAACAUGACACAAUCACCAGGCCGUCGGUAUCUGAAAGCAUUCUUAGCUACACCGUAUAUUUUCGUAAACGCAGGUAUUGCCCCGUUGGCUUGGCUAGUGAUAUCAUUUCUACAACAGCAGUAUUACACGUGCGCUUAUUUCGGUCCUCCUCUCGACAGCGAGGACACAGUGGGUAAUACAACUGAUAAAUGCCAUGUUACACUGGGCUUCCGCUCAAGGGAGCUCGAAGAAAGUUACAAAUCGCGUAGUCAAAUAACAGGCUGGUCUCUGAUGCUGAUGGCAAUGUGCAUUCUCUUCACCUUUGUCUGCAUUCGUCGAUGCCUUCGAAAAAGAAAGGAACUUAAAAUGCCGAGUUUGGAAUACUACCGAUAUAUAGAGGCCGAGGCGGCAUUAAAAGAGUUUCACACUAUGGCGAAAGAGUGUGCAAAGCAAAACGCCAAAGAGAAUGUAGACAAGUCAUUUCAGAACGCAAAGAUCAAAAGGUUUGAUGCUCGCAUUCAAACGGUGGCACAUGAUGUCGUAAAAAAAUACGGGAUGUACUUUGUCAUACCAUCACCUGAGAGUCCUGCAGUCAGAGCAACAGAGGCUAUCCGACCGGACAGCCUAUCACUCCAACUUCCACACUGCGGGUUUGAAGUAACCGAUGGUCCACCAAUUGCAAAGCUAAAGAGCUAUGGAGUUGUAAGUCCCAGUCGAUCGGUACAAGAUGUUCGUUUUGGGGAGACAAAUCCAGCUCCAUCUAAUUGCAGUUACGGGAGGCAAGCAGUUUCGAAAGUUACACUUCAUCGACAAAACGCCGUGAUUGAAACAAUCUGA
Orbicella faveolata is the source of this 1062-nucleotide messenger RNA. Its product is annotated as calcium homeostasis modulator protein 5-like. The record is from RefSeq and is a predicted model, not a curated record. Gene Ontology annotation, molecular function: monoatomic cation channel activity. Lineage: Eukaryota; Metazoa; Cnidaria; Anthozoa; Scleractinia; Merulinidae. Gene Ontology annotation, cellular component: plasma membrane.